Musa acuminata AAA Group (dessert banana) is the source of this 1972-nucleotide messenger RNA. RefSeq lists its product as uncharacterized. Gene Ontology annotation, molecular function: protein dimerization activity. The record is from RefSeq and is a predicted model, not a curated record. The coding region runs from base 1 to 1218 and encodes 405 amino acids. Lineage: Eukaryota; Viridiplantae; Streptophyta; Magnoliopsida; Zingiberales; Musaceae. The transcript has 3 exons.
AUGAUGAAAGAAUUUACAGGGAAUAAAGAAUUAGUGAGACAUGGUGUUACCCGAUUUGCUACUUCAUUCUUGACAUUACAGAGCGUGCAUCGUCAAAAACAUACUCUGAGAAAUAUGUUUACCUCUGAGAAAUGGGUGACAAGCAAAUGGGCAAAAGAAGCAAAAGGCAAGAGGGCUGCUGAUAUCAUCUUAAUGCCAUCCUUUUGGAAUCAUAUAGUUUAUAUAUUAAAGGUAAUGGGCCCUCUUGUUCGAGUCCUUCGAUUGGUGGAUAAUGAAAAUAAGCCUGCAAUGGGAUAUAUUUAUGAGGCUAUGGAUAGAGCAAAGGAGACGAUUAAAAGAUCUUUUAAUGAAAAUGAAGAAAAAUAUGAGAAAAUUUUUACAAUCAUUGACGAAAGAUGGAAUUGUCAACUUCAUCGUCCCUUACAUGCAGCAGGAUAUUAUUUGAACCCUGAAUUCUUUUAUAAGAUUAAAUCUGUUGGAUUUGAUGCAGAAGUUUUGGGUGGGUUAUAUCAGUGUGUUGCAAGAUUAGUUCCCAGCAUUGAGGUUCAAGAUAAGAUUAUUCAUGAAUUAUCUUUAUAUAAAAAUGCUGAAGGUCUUUUUGGAAUUCCAAUUGCCGUUCGAUCCAGGACAACUACCUCUCCAGCUGAAUGGUGGAGUCUAUUUGGAAAUUCCACCCCGAACUUACAGAAAUUUGCUGUCAAAGUACUUAGUUUGACAUGUAGUGCUUCGGGUUGUGAGCGAAACUGGAGUGUCUUUGAGCAUAUUCACUCGAAGAGAAGAAAUCGGUUAGAACAUCAACGAUUGCACGAUCUUGUUUACAUAAAGUAUAAUCAAGCUUUGAAGACUCGUCAUGAUUUGAAAAAUAGAUUUGAUUCAAUCUCAUUGCAAGAUAUUGAUGAUUCAAAUGAGUGGUUAAUAGGAGAAAUGGGUGCUAACUUGCAAGAUGCUGAAGACGAGCUUGUAUUUGAAGAUGAUAGAUUGACGUGGGGAGAUGUGGCAAGAGCUUCAGGUGCUGGAGAAUUACAAACAUAUACAAGACAGAUGUCAAAGAGAAAAAUGAGUGCAAAAGCAUCAAGCUCGGCUCCUGCUAUUGUUGAAGACAUAGAGAAUGAAACAUAUCUUGAUGAAGAGGAAGGAAUCGAAGAACAAGAGGAAGAAGACGAAUUUAAUGAAGAUGAUUUGUGUGAAAAUGACGAUAAUAUUGAUUAUGAUGAAUGACUUUGAUGUAAAAUGUUAAUGUUUUGAAUUUUGAAACUUUUUGUUAAUGUGACAUUGUGAUUUUGUAUCUUAGAUUUUCUUAAUUUAAUAGCAUAUUUUUAUUUAAAAUUUUAAAUAAUUAUAUUUAUUAAUUAUAUUAUAUAUUUUUAUAUUUUAGCGCCUCGCUUCGCUCGGGCGAGCGCCUGGGCGAGCGCCUAGCGCCUCGGGCGUUUUUGGACCUUGGCGCCUUUUGGCGCCUAGCGCUUUUUAAAUCACUGAUCAGUAUGAUGGCAUGGACUGGACCUGUACCAGUCUGGACAUGGACUGCUCCAGGUCUAGGACCUACUAUUGCAGUUCUUGGUAUUAUCUUCUUUGAUAUAAACAUGGAUAUUCUUUGCGACCAAUGCACAAUCAAAUCAUCAGCAGAUUCAACCAUUAAUUGUGUUUUAAAGAACACCAUUCUAUUGUCAGUUCAUCAAGUAAAUUCGACCGAGAAUUGCUUUCUUAGAAAUAUCUAUUAGACAUCCAUGAGAUGAGCAACAAUUCAGUCAGGAUACAGUAACUUAUUAAUGUCAAAAUUUCUCACUCACACACUAAUGAGAUUCAAUCAUCUCAGCCAGCAAACAUGCACUUUUAUCAUUGCAUAAAUGCGAAACAGUCUCCUCAAGUCAACUUGUAGAGUAAUACUCAAAAGAUAUAAGGUAUGGGUUGACGAUCAAGUAGAAUGCACGUAUCAUAUCCUGGUGUCCCCGACUUGCAUGGACAACGUAGACCC